CUAGCCUUUAGUCAGGGCUCGGGAUUCGUCCCAUCGGUGGUCGCCGGUCCCAAUGACGCGAGCACCGGGACGGUGGAUUGCCUUAUGCCGACUGUUGAGCAAUUUGUCCGGGCAAGGGACUAUGCGGGGGCCUUGGCCAUCUUGGACUUCACGCGCCGUAUGGAAAGGGUCGACGGAGGCUCGACACUAGAGUAUUUGCUAUGGCGGGCGUACUGCGCUUUCCAUAUGGGAGAGUACGAGCAGGCAUUGCAUACGUAUGAAGGCAUCCUUCGCGGGGAGCACUGGGCGUCGGACGGAGAGGGAAGGGACUUGAAAGACAAGAAAACUCAGAGUCCAAACAAAGGCCACUCGCAAUGCACGGACGGCACGGCAGAAGUAGCAGGCCCUAAGGCAGACACGUCUCUCCCGGAAGUUCAUUUGUUUCGGGCAUGCUGUCACUACUACAUGCAGCAGUACGAAGAAGCCGAGCGCGCCGCCAUGCAUGGCCCGUUGGAGGAAGGUGGACUGCGCACCCGUCUUCUCUUCCACAUCGCCCACAAGCAAGGGAACGAGACGAAGCUCCUGCACUUACAUCACCAGCUCAGCGACGGCGUGGAGGACCAGCUCUCUCUGGCUGCCAUCCACUACCUCCGCUCCCACUUCCAAGAGGCCGUCGAGGUCUACAAGCGGCUCCUCCUCGAGCACAGGGACGACGUGGCCCUGAACGUGUACGUGGCGCUGUGCUACUACAAGAUGGACCAUUACGACGUGGUCAUGGAGAUCCUGGCGGCCUACCUCCAGGCGCACCCGGGGUCCUUGGUGGCCCUCAAUCUGAAAGCAUGCACCCACUACCGGCUCUACAACGGAAAGGCUGCCGAGGCGGAGCUCCAAAAGGGGCUUGGGGAGGCAUAUGGCGUGGACUUGCAGGAGCACGCAUUGCUGAGGCAUAAUUUGGUGGUAUUCAGGGGCGGGGAAGGGGCUCUUCGGGUCCUUCCCCCCCUGGUCGACGUGAUCCCCGAGGCUCGCCUGAACCUGGUCAUCUACUACCUGCGGCACAACGGCACGGAGGAGGCCUUCGAGCUGAUGCGACAUUUGGAGCCCAGCACCCCCCAAGAGUACAUCCUGAAGGGGAUCGUCAACGCCGGGCGGGGCCUGGCGCUCGGCUCUCGCGAACACUUGAAGACGGCGCAGCAGCUGUUUCAGCUCGUGGGUGCCUCGGCCAGCGAAUGCGACACGAUCCCCGGGCGGCAGAGCAUGGCCUCCUGCUUCUUUUUGCUCAAGAAUUUCGAGGACGUGAACACUUACCUCUCCUCCAUUCGGACCUACAUGGGCGCGGACGAUGACUUCCAUUGGAACUACGGCAUUUCCCUGGCCGCCGUGGGAGACUAUCAGGCGGCCGAAGAGUCCCUCUUUGCUGUCCGUAACGAAGAAUACAAAGCCGAGCCCGCUUUUCUGGCUUGGCUGUGUCGAUGCUGUAUUAUGAACGGCAACCCGCAUUACGCCUGGGAGCUUUAUCUGCAGGCCGACGCGACGGCGGGGGCCGCAGCGACUUUUGCACUUUUGCAGCUUGUGGCCAAUGACUGCUAUCGGAUGGGCCACUUUUUACUGGCGGCCAAGGCCUUCCACGUG
Messenger RNA from Nannochloropsis gaditana CCMP526, 1608 nucleotides. Its product is annotated as tetratricopeptide repeat protein 26. Gene Ontology annotation, biological process: intraciliary transport involved in cilium assembly; intraciliary anterograde transport. Gene Ontology annotation, cellular component: ciliary basal body; intraciliary transport particle B; ciliary base. Gene Ontology annotation, molecular function: intraciliary transport particle B binding; protein binding. The annotation marks the transcript as partial. The transcript has a single exon. The record is from RefSeq and is a predicted model, not a curated record.